CAUUAAUUUUUUAGUAGUACUAUUACCCAAUCUAACCUACCAAGAUGCAAUAUGUUGGAAAAGUAGGUGGAUAUGUAUAUAACCAAUGGAACUCGCUCAAUCCAGCUACUCUUUCUGGAGCAAUUGAUAUUAUUGUAGUUGAGCAACCAGACGGUACUUUACAUUGUUCGCCAUGGCAUAUUCGAUUUGGUAAGUUCCAAAUCAUUAAGCCUCUGCAAAAGAAAAUUGAUUUAUACGUCAAUGGGGUUAAGACAGACAUGCCCAUGAAAUUAGGAGAAGGAGGUGAAGCAUUUUUCGUGUUUGAAAUUGACAAAGAUUCUGAUGGCGCUGGACUUCUUUCUAAGAGUGUGAUGACAUCUCCAGUAAUAUCAGCAGCAAACUCUCCAGAGGCAAGUCCUCCUGGUAGUCCUAGAAUCACUCCGGGAGCGGAAUCGCCUAGUGAAUCUCAAAAGCUUACCAAUGGCACAGAUACUUCAAAUUCUAUAACAGGAUCUAUUCUUAAUUUAAAUAUUGGUAAUAUGCCUGAAGAUUUAGAUUUAGAUAGUUCUUCCAAAGUUUUAACUGAUUUGGAAGAGAGCAUAAAGCUUACUCCACUGCAGGACACACCACAACCUCCACGUUCUCCCAGAGUGGCCCUGAAACUUGCAUUUGAACGAGCCAAGAAAAUUACUCAACAACUUAAUAUUCCUUCUAAAAUUGAUAUCAAUGGUGAUAUGGUUUUAGAUAUGGAUGGUUAUAAACCAAACUCUCAGAAGAAUAUUGAUAAUUCUGAUGAAAUGUUCAAUAAAAUUUUUGUUGAAGAGAUGGAAAAACUUCAAAAUGGAGAUUCUGCAUUAGAUCUGAGUCAAUGGAAUCAAAUUAUCACUAGAGAUGAGAAUGGUAACAUCCGAAUUGUGGCCAAGAGUGACGAUGAAGGUGAAGGUGAUAAUGAGGAUGAUGUAGAUCCACAAUCUGAUUUAGAAUCUUAUUCAGAUUUGGAUUCAGGUGCAAGUGAUACUGAAAAUGCAAAUGGUACUGAUGAUAGAGCCUUUUUCAAGACACUUCGUCUUACAUCUGAUCAAUUGAAAAAAAUGGACUUACAUUAUGGGGAAAAUAACCUUGUGUUUAAGUUGCAUGAGGGAACAUCUCAAACCACAUCGAAUUUAUAUUUGUGGAAAUCAACCACACCAAUUGUUAUUUCUGAUAUUGAUGGAACAAUCACCAAAUCAGAUGCCUUGGGUCAUGUUCUUAAUUUGAUUGGUAGAGACUGGACUCAUCCUGGUGUUGCUAAUUUGUUUCAAGAUAUUAGAGCCAAUGGUUAUAAUAUAAUGUAUCUUACAGCAAGAUCGGUUGGUCAAGCUGAUUCAACUAGACAAUAUUUGAAGAACGUUGUUCAAGAUGGGAAUAAAUUGCCCAGUGGCCCAGUUAUCUUGUCACCAGAUAGAACUAUUGCAGCAUUAAGAAGAGAAGUCAUUUUGAAAAAACCUGAAGUUUUCAAAAUGUCAUGUUUGAGUGAUAUUAAAAACUUGUAUUUCAAUCAAACAGAAACAUAUUUCCAUAAUGAUAAUACAGCAACAACUCAUGAAGAUGAUAGAACACCAUUUUACGCAGGAUUUGGUAAUAGAAUUACCGACGCGAUCAGUUAUAGAUCUGUUCAUAUCCCAUCACAUCGUAUCUUCACAAUUAACCCCGAUGGGGAAGUUCAUAUGGAAUUGUUAGAAUUAGCAGGUUAUAAAUCAUCUUAUUUACAUAUUGGUGAAUUGGUAGACCAUUUUUUCCCUCCCAUUCGAGCAAUGACAGGUUUCAAUUCCUAUUGGAAUGAUAAUCAAUUUCAUGAGUAUAUGUCAACCCAUCCAGAAAAACCAACUUCGGAAGUUUGUACACCUCCAGGAUCACCAGGAGCAAGAAGUGUCACUAGUGGUGGUAAAAAUGAAGAUUUUUAUGGAUAUCCUCAGCAAAACUUCAUGGUGCCCAUUAAGAUCGAUGAAAGGUAUAAUGACGUGAAUUACUGGAGAGAACCACUUCCUAAUUUAAGCGAUUUAAGUGAUGAAGAUGAUGAAGAAACUGGAAGCGGAGCUCCCGGUUCCAGUGGUGGUGGUUCAUCACCUAAAACUGCACCUGAACCUAAAUCUCCAUCCAUGGGAUUUUCAUUAAGACCGUUUUCGUCCCCUGACUCUAGCAAUAAUUAUUUAUUGAAUGGAACUGGUGUAAAAGAAGAUUAUGAUGAUAAUGGAAAGAAGGCAAGGCCUACAUCUAUGUCUUCAAUCACUUCGCCAUUAAAGAGUUUUAUGUUGGGAGGUUCGGAAAAGAAGAAUUCAACUCAUUUGAAAAUUGACAAAGAUGUUGAUUUAAAAACGCCCAAUGAAAGUAUUGCUACUAAUAAUGACUCUGAUUAUACUGACGCCGAUGAUUAUGUUGAAGAAGAUGAUUAUACCACUGAAGACGAUUACGAAGAUGAAGAUGACUAUGAAGAUGAUGAAGAUGUUGAAUAUGAAUACGAUGAAGAAGACGAAGAUGAAGAUGAUAACAAUGAUUAUGUUGAUGAGAAUGGAGAAAUUGAUGAUUCUCAAGAUCUUGACAUGGAUGAUGGGAUUCCGAGUGAUGCGAAGUUACCAGAUUCUUCACCAAUUGAUUUGCUUAAGUAUAGUCCUGUGCGGUCAAGAAAGUCACAAGCUUCAUUGGGGUUACUGGAAACAGACCCCAAAUUCAUCAAGGCUAGUGAGCUAAUGAAUCAGCUAGAUAUUAAUAAGGGACAUAAAGACGAAUAG
This is a messenger RNA of [Candida] anglica, 2747 nucleotides long. Lineage: Eukaryota; Fungi; Ascomycota; Pichiomycetes; Serinales; Debaryomycetaceae. The record is from the annotation of a GenBank genome assembly.